CUAGAAGCGUUCACCCGGCACCGGGACUUCUUGCUUUGCUUUGCUUCCCAUCUCUGUUUCGAAACAAUGGCGACUCCACCUGCCCGUAAAGCCAUAUUAGAUCUCUAUGCAUCCACCUUGCGGACGGCGAAAUCAUUCAGUUCAUAUAACUUUCGCACCUAUUUCGUUCGGAGGACGGAGGAUACAUUCCGUGGGAUCCAAGCAGAACAAGAUCCUAUCAAGCUUUCACAUGCAUAUAACGAGGCUAUGAAGGAGCUUUCGGUAUUAAGACGGUGUGCAGUCAUGAAUCAACUGUAUGGCGGUGCGCGGCUGGCAGUCGAAGAACAGAGUGAAGUGCGUACCUGAGGAGAUACGUGAGCUAGGAAAAUACCGGAUACUAGGUGUGGAUGAUGAAAGCAUAAUAGAGAUCAUGUUCGCCGCACUGCACAGAAUGGUACAUGGACACCAGCAGGAAGACUGCACGUCACUGUUGAACGUUGAGCAUUGACUGUCACAUAGUCAAUUCUCAGCGUCAUGCUGUUCUCUUGCUUCAAUGAGAAUUUGUUCUGAUUU
This is a messenger RNA of Suillus plorans, 552 nucleotides long. RefSeq lists its product as uncharacterized. The transcript is spliced from 2 exons. Gene Ontology annotation, cellular component: L-cysteine desulfurase complex; mitochondrion. Gene Ontology annotation, biological process: iron-sulfur cluster assembly. The record is from RefSeq and is a predicted model, not a curated record. NCBI's taxonomy places the organism in Eukaryota, Fungi, Basidiomycota, Agaricomycetes, Boletales, Suillaceae. The coding region runs from base 67 to 345 and encodes 92 amino acids.